AUGGGCCAGGCUUAACCAACUUAAAUGGGAUAAUCCCCAGAAACAUAAUAGAAAAACACAAAAUCUACUCAACAUUAAUAAAGUAAUCAAAGUCAUGAAAUUCAAGAAUCUAAUUCAGAAAAUGCAUAAUAGAUUAUCUAAAAUACAAAUUAAAACUAAAAUUAGUAAGAAGAGCUAUAAAAUAUUGACGAAGAAGAAAUAUAAAAUGACAAAGAUAUAGAAAAUAUUUGGUUGACUAGAAUUUUUGAAAUCUUUACCAAUACCUAAUAGAUUUAUGGUAAGUAAGUAGAUUUUAUACCCCAAGAUUAGUAAUUAACAGUUGAUAUUUUAAUAGAAUAAGUAUACUAUUAAUUCUUAACUUCCUCUUAAUUUACCGAAUAGGAAAAACUUGAAUUUCUUAUCAAAUCUUUAAUUUCUCUUUCGGAUUUCGAAGAUUAGGAUGGAUUAGUUAAAUUAGCUGAAGGUAAAAUUAAAAAAGACAAGUAUUUAAAAAUUUUGAAUCAUAUUUAAGAUUAGCUACUAACUUGUACAUUAUAUCCUGAUGCAUUUGAAUGGUAAAAUAUUGAUGAAGAUCCUAAUAUUUUUGAUGACAUUAAAAACUACAGAGCAGAAAUCGUAUUUAAUUCCCUAAUUUAUUCGAAUAAUUUAGUUAAGGCUUAAAAAGCUCUCAAAAGCUUAUUUGAUUAUUUGGAAACAUCAGCAAGUGAAGAUGAUUCAUUUAAAUUUAUUGAACUCAUGUUGAAAAGAGAACUUAGAUCAUAUAAACGAUUAUCUUUUGAUAAUAUUCAAUUAUAAAUACAUUCACUAACUCUCCUGUAAAAUUUGGCAUAAUAUUAAAAACUUAUGGAUAAUCUAUUAUUGAAUAGUUGGGCUUUUGGAAAGUAUGAUUAAAUUAGUACGGGCAAUCAUUUUUAAUAAAGAACUCUACUUGGAUUAUUAUUAACUUUAAGUACCUUUCCAACAGAUGGACAUCAAUGGAAAAACUAUUUUUCAGAUGAUAAAGAAUAAAUGAAAGAUCAAAUGUGUAGUUUAAGAACUAAAAUAUUUAAAAUCAUUGAAGAUUUAUGUGUUUUAUUUGAGACUAUAUAUAAUUCAAGCGAAAAACUUAGAUUGAAAUUGUUUGAAUUAUUUUAAAAAAUAAUCAAAUUAAAUUUAAAUUUAGAAAAAUAAUUGAAUGUCUAGUUGUAAAAAUUAUCAUCAAGCCCAGGAUUAGUAUUUAAUUUUUUAUUCAUUCUUACUUAUCUAUUUAACUAAUUCAUUAAUUCAUAAGCAAAAAUCUAAGAAUUUUUAAAGAAAAUAGAUUUAAAUGUAUUAAGCUAUUGUUAGAAACAUCCUUUCUUUUCAUCUUUAUAUUAAAAUGUUGAUUUAUUAGCACCUGAACUAACUCCCUUUAUUGAACCAGAAGAGUAUAUAACUGUGAUUGACCCAAUUACAACCUUAUUUUUAUUAACUUAAAGGAUGACUCAUGUUGUAGCUACUAGUUUAGAACAAUUUUACAUCUCUACGAUAUUAUAAGAACUAAAAGAACUACCUCCAGAAGCUAUUUAUGCUUAGGCAUACAGUAAAAUCUUAAAAUAGAAGGUUUCUUAUGAUUUAUAAAUCUUACAUCCUAAGAGCAUUCAAUAUAAUAUGCAAUUUUUAAGUUUUGCCAAUUAAUUAGCUUUAAGUUUGAUAGAUUAAAAUUUAAAUCCAAUUUAUCCUUAUGGAUAAUUACCUUCCAUAUUUUUAAUUGAUACUUAAAUAUUUUUUUCAAUUUAUUCCUUUAAUGAUGAAGUAAUAAACCAUUCAUUAGAAUUAUAAAAAUGUUUGGAGUUUGCAGCAAUUUCAAUGAAUAAAAAAUUGAUUGCAAAUCCUCAUCUCAGAAUAAGAAGUAUAAGUUUAUUUUAGAUUAUUGAUGAAAAAAAAGGUUCUAUUUUAUCAAGGGAAGUUAGAUAGACUUGGAAUUAAUCAACAUAAGUUAAUAUUUUAUUUUAUUCUAAAAAUCUUCAAACCUAUUUGAUUGAUGGAAUUCUUCAAUCUUUUGUGGAUACAGAAAAAGUAGCUGAAGAAAAUUAGUUCUUCCAAAAAUUACACAUUAGAUUUAAAUUUUGCUUAGUAAUGAGGUAUCUAUUUUAAGAACAUAAAGAUCAUUAUAGAAAAUGUUUGAUUGAUGGAUAUAAUGAUAAAUAAGAAAAAUACUUACACUUUUCUAAUCACUUUUUAAGCGAUUUGAUUUAUUUAACAGAGGAAUGCUUUUAAUCCAUCAAAAAUAUAAAAAAAAUCUUUGAAGAAUAAGUUUAAUUUUUCUUAGGUCAUUAAUAUCAUAAAUUUUUGAAAGAGUUUAUAAUUAAAUCUCAAUACUUCUAUGAAUAUUUAAGAACACUGGAAGUUGUGACAUCUGUUUAACCUAGCAUAUUUUUAAUUGAUGAAAUCAGAGAGAAAUUAGCUAAUUAUUUAAACUAUAUUUUAGAUAAAAUCAAUGGUAAGUAAUCGAAUGAGUGUUAAGUGCAGAUUUUACAAGAAAAAAACAUUGAUAGAUUAUUCAUUCUAGAAUAUUUAAUGAAAAUUUAUAUGAAUUUAAGUUAAAAUUUACAAUUUUUAUGUGAUGUAGUUAAAGAUGAAAGGUAAAAUUGAUAUUUGAUAAAUUAGAUGUUUUUCUGUUGACUUAUUUAAAUAAACAUAAAAUUAGUUGUAAAAAAUAAUUAAUUGUGAAAAUAAAUAAAGGUCCCUUUAAGACUUAAUUAAUUAAUUAGAGGAAGAGAAUUAUAAAUAAAAAGUUAUAAAUGAAAAUCCAGAUGAAAUACCAGAAGAGUUUGUAGAUCCACUAUGUUUUUCAUUAAUGAGAGAUCCAGUGAAACUUCCUCAUUCAAAUGUAUUAAUUAGAUAAAUUAUUAGGUGAUUGUGGAUAGGCUAACAAUUAAAAAGCAUCUUUUGAAUCAAUCAAUUGAUCCUUUUGAUAGAACACCAUUAAAAUUAGAAAUGGUGAUUGAACAGAAAGAAUUGAAAAUAAAAAUAGAGUAGUAUUUAGAGAAAAAUUUGGAAAAAUAAAAAAAUAAACAGAAAUUUAUUUAAGAAUAGAAAUGA
Messenger RNA from Paramecium sonneborni, 3063 nucleotides. The record is from the annotation of a GenBank genome assembly. NCBI's taxonomy places the organism in Eukaryota, Ciliophora, Oligohymenophorea, Peniculida, Parameciidae.